GUAAUGGUGGUGGUGGUGGUGGUGGUUCACAAGACUCGCUUAAUAUCUCUGAUGGUAUUCCUAAUGAUUACUUGAUCCGCCCUGCCGCAAGUCGUCGUCCUCCUCCCCCAACACCUCCUUUAGCUGCUCAUAAUCAUGUCAAUGCUGUCGCACCACCGACACCGCCUCCUUCUAACGGUAGUACCACCACCAAUACGAUUAAACCCGUUUCGACCAUCCCUCAAAUGGCAAUACCACAACAACCACAGCAACAACGCCAUACUUCUUCGAGCAAACAGUCAUAUUCUAUCUACAGCACAUUCGGUUCUGAUUCGUACAAUUCAGGCAGCGAAAGUGCAAUUGACAUGAUUGAAGAAGAGCGACAGCAGCACCGUCGACCAGAAUUACCAGUGACGCCUCCACCAUCAUCAUCAGCAGCAUCCUCUCCAACACAGAGUACAAAGCAACCACCAAUCACAGGGACUCACCUCAACACAUCCAACUUUCCGCCACCUCCUUCAGAUAAUUUAGCUCAAAUUGUAGCCAACAACAUGCAAAGAAGACCUGGACGUGUAGCAACGACAACAGCUUCGACGAUGCCAUCACCACUCGAACAAUCAAAACCGUAUGCACAUCUGGCCUUGACAAACAAAGACACAUCCACACAUACUAUGGAAACAGCCAGUAUUGAAUCAUUCAAUACUAUAGAAACAACUGAAAACGAUCGGACAGGACUCGGAAGAGAUAGUCAUUGUGAUACAAUGGGUGUGAUCAAGGAAGAACCAACAACAACGACAACGAUGACAACACCUUCAGCGACCGCUAGCAGCGAUUCCAGUGAUGACGACGAUGACGAGGACGAGGACGAAGAAGACGAGGAUGAAGAAGAUGUGUUUGUGGACGCAACAGGAUCAUCCCAAGAUGAUAUUGAACGUGAACGCGGUGAAUCAAAACUAAGCAAACGUCUAAGUGGCGGUCAUUUCGGAAGUGCAGGCGGUUUAAUGCUAGCUACAGCAGCGGCAGAAAAAACCAGUAUGCCUACCAGCAAGCAGCAGAAACGACGGAGUAGACCACCUCCAGAAGAUAUCGCACAGGCCAUGCUGAAUUGGAAACGACAUAGUGGUGGUGGUGCCAACAAACGUAUGAGCGGCAUGUCGGCCAUUGCAAAGUUGGCGAGUGAAAAUGGCGGCAACAAACUGACAGAAGAAGAACAGAGUCAAGAAGAGGACAAUGAUGAUCUGACUCUCAAGGAUAAGCAGUCAAGUCGUGAACAAGCUGCUGAGUUGCUAAAUGGAACAAGUGGCAAACCUCGAGUUGUUCAAAGCAAUGGUACCAAUAACGAAAAUAAGAGCACUACCUCCACCUCCACCUGCACCUCCACUGCUAUUGUAUUUAACAGCAGUCGCCUUCCAACACCAUCACCUCCUCCUGAAUCCGCUACUACCACUACUACAACGGUUAGCACCACUAUUGCCAGCACCGACAAAAAACUGGAUCAGCAAGACCAGCAGCAAAAGCAACCCCAUCAUCAAAGCAGCAAUCGAUCUCUCAAGUACUUGUCCGAUGACUUUUCGAAAUCGUUAGACGAUGCAUGGAAUAAUUUAGAUCCUGGUAUUGCUCAAGUCCUUGAUCCACGAUUAUUGCCUGAGCCUGGUGAUGCUGCUGCUGCACGUCAACCCUCGCCAAAACCACAACCACCAUCCAAGGGCCAUACGCAUCAAGAGGCAAAGGAAGCAGCACAGCACUUGUGGGACGAAGACGAUGUCAUUACAACACGGGAGCGGAUAGCAGAAUGGCUCGGUCAAGGCAAACCAUUCAAUAGCGAUGCAUUGGUGCAUUACAUGGAGAACUUUGAGUUUUCUCAUAUGCGUCUGGAUAGUGCUUUUAGAAAAUUGUGCAGCAAGCUCUACUUUAAGGCUGAAGCCCAACAAAUUGAUCGCAUUUUGGAAGUGUUUGCCAAUCGCUACUGGAAAUGUAAUCCUAGAUCGAUUCUCAAAAGUGCAGAUGUCGUCUAUGCUGUUGUCUAUUCUGUGUUGUUGUUAAAUACGGAUCUGCAUGUUGCACAGGGCAACUACAGUCGGAUGACUCGGCAAGAGUUUAUCCGAAAUACCAUGGCAGCCGUCCACGAUCAGCGCUCUGUUUCCAUGGAGAUUGAGAGAGGGUCGAUCGAAUUUUCCAAGGAAUGGGAAAUGGAAGUAGAGUCUUAUUUGAAGGAACUUUAUUCUUCUGUCAAGCAAUACCAGAUUCUGCAACCACUUACAAGGAAAUCCAGCAUGCAUGAUUUCGUGGAGAAACGUGGAAGUAUAUUGGGUGGAAAACGCGUAGUCGGUUUGAAGCGUAGUGUUGGAUCCAUAAUCCGACGAUCAGCGCGUGAAAGCAUGCUUUUCCCCGAAGAAGUUCAGCCUCGUACAAGCUCAAGCUCUGGACCAAGACCAUCAUCUCCUUUACCACGAUCACCACGCCGUGAAUCAUUUUCAUCGAUCGGUUCAGCUACUUCAUUUGGUUCACGCGCAGCCCGUGUAUCCACUCUAUCUCCAUCGUUCCAACCCAUGAUCAGUUUCAUGGAUACGCAUGGAUCAGCUCUGUUUGCCAAUAAGCCGCCAUAUCUCAAGGAAGGUGUCGUCAUGCGAAAGCAUUUGUUGGAAAAUGCUACACAUAAGGCCCGUCAUCGUGAAUGGAAAGAGUGUUUCCUAGUUGUGACCGAAGGUGAAUUGAAAACGUAUGCUCUUCAGUCAUCAUCAGCAUCUGCUGCUGGUGGUGGUAAUGGUGAUCGUACCAUGCUCCGUGCAAGCAGUGCUAGCUUUGCCAACUUGGCCGAUUCGUUGAGCAAGUCUGGCGCACAGGUGUCAGCUUCCUUUGGUGGUGCAUCAAGCAACAAAUGGGCUUCACAGUCUCAGUUAAUAGGAUCCAUUGCAUUAAACCACACUUUAUCCAACGUGCUUCCACCACCGGGGUAUAACCGGCAACGACCCCACGUAUUUGCCAUCCAACAGCCUGACGGCGGUGUCUUUCUUUUCCAAGCCGCUUCUCAGGAUCAAGUGAAUCAAUGGGUGCAAACAUGCAACUACUGGGCAGCUCGACAAAGCAAAGAGCCAUUGCCCGGUGGUGUCAGUAAUAUGGAGUAUGGAUGGGGCGCAUGUUUACAUGAUGUUAUCAUGAACUUGGACACAGAUGAGGCCGUAGUACAUCAUGGUGCCGGUCAGCAUUUUCAAGAUCCAGAUUCAAUUGCCAUCUAUGACUGGCGUCCUCCAUCAUCUCCACUUGUUGCAAGCACACUCGAUGAAAAGCAGCAAUAUGCAGCGUUGCAGAAGCAUUUGAAAGCGCUGGAUGAUGAAAUUAAUAUUCAUCGAGAAUUAAAAACACGCAUGAUUGCGAAGUUCCCAAGUCGUUCGCAGAACCACGUCAAGGCCAUGCAUAAUUGGGAAGCCAAGUCUAAAUAUCUCCUCCACGAUAUCAUCAAGUACCAAAACUACUGUGAUGCUCUCGAAAAAAGCAUACAAGAACAGCAAAAAGUGAUAGACGCAGAAGCUGCUGAUAAGCAGCAUCAGCAAGACGAGAUCCAUUUGGAUUAUCACGAAACGAAUGUGGAUCUUUUCAAGGAAAUCGGAGACCAGCUGCGCUUGGCCUUUUAAAAAUAUUUAUAUAUACCAUUCUUGUUUGAUACACUUACGUUCCUUCUUUCUUUCUCUAAUAACGUGCACUUAUAAAAAGCCGUAGUAGUAUCUGUUUCUCUCAAAUUGUCAUACAUAACACGGAUGUAAUUUUAAAAAUCAAAUUAUAAGGAUGACAAGUUCCA
Zychaea mexicana is the source of this 3775-nucleotide messenger RNA. RefSeq lists its product as uncharacterized. Gene Ontology annotation, molecular function: guanyl-nucleotide exchange factor activity. The transcript has 7 exons. The record is from RefSeq and is a predicted model, not a curated record. NCBI's taxonomy places the organism in Eukaryota, Fungi, Mucoromycota, Mucoromycetes, Mucorales, Lichtheimiaceae. Bases 225 to 3611 code for a protein of 1128 amino acids. Gene Ontology annotation, biological process: regulation of ARF protein signal transduction.